AUGCCUUACAGUGUUGACGCGCCGUCUGCACCCGUGCUAACUUUCAACAGAUAUAACACAAAUCUGGGUAACAUGUCUCAUACGGUGACCAUCACGAGGACGACCACCACUUCUGCAGGAAGUCCGCUCUUCGUCAACAGCGGCUAUCUGGGAACACUGCCAGGAUUAUUAAAACUCGCGGAAUUGUUACUGGGCGCGGCGUGUGUUGGUGUAGUCGGCUACUAUUUGGACCCAGGCUACAUUCGAUACAACGGCCAGAAGCCGGAACUGUUUUACCUCCUAGAGGUGAUAUAUCACGGGAUAGCGUUCGUUUUCUAUCUAGCAGCCGGUCUUACCUUAAUGAUAGAGGUCAAUCAUCAGAAGAGCAGUUACCGGAGAGAUUUUGAACCUUACCUAGCAGCGGCGGUAAUGGGUUUAGUCAUGGCGGGAUUAUAUUUAUUGAGUACGUUCCUCGCAAAUCGCUCGUACCGCGGCAUUUGA
Messenger RNA from Danaus chrysippus (African queen), 480 nucleotides. Lineage: Eukaryota; Metazoa; Arthropoda; Insecta; Lepidoptera; Nymphalidae. The record is from the annotation of a GenBank genome assembly.